Messenger RNA from Paramuricea clavata, 5354 nucleotides. Lineage: Eukaryota; Metazoa; Cnidaria; Anthozoa; Malacalcyonacea; Plexauridae. The record is from the annotation of a GenBank genome assembly.
AUGGAUACACAUCUACUCAUUAAUACCUCCGGUAUCCUAACUUCACCUUACUACCCCUCGUUUUAUCUGAAUAACAUGAGCCGACGGUGGCACCUGGAAGCCUCAAACAGUCAGCGGAUUCACAUCGCAUUUCUCUAUCUUGACAUUGAACAAUACCCGACAUGCAAAAAUGACUACGUUAUGAUACAAGAUGGUAGAUCAUCAGAGAAACAGUCUUAUUUUUGUGGAAAAAGUAUACCAGCUGAAUUUAAGUCAAGUUCGAACCAACUAUUAAUUGUUUUUAAAAGCAAUAACAAAACUGCUGGAACAGGGUUCAAAAUUCGAUAUAUGAUUGUUAAAGGUAAAGGGAUCGUCGCAUUUUAACUGCGUAUGCAUGUGUCGCUUUUGUUAUUGUUCAUGAAUAUUUUGCUUGUUAAUAGAAAACGAAGACGAUGGCUGCUUGUUGGCUGACGUACCAAGUAUGCAAUUUCAUUUUUGUACUUUUGUCGUAACGGAUUGGGAAUUUAGGAUAAAUAAUCUUGUUUGUGGGUGGUUUUCAAUAAGCACAUUCAAUAAGCAAAGAGUGAGAAAAUAAUGUAAUUUAUUUCAUAAUAUACGAACUUUAUUCUACCUAGAUUGUCCUGAAAACUGUCGUUGUUAUCGUUGGCCAUUGGACCAAUCAAAAAUCUCUGUGUAUGCGAGAGAUUUAAACAACAUUGCGUCUGUUUAUCCACAAUAUACAAGUGCAAUGUAAGAGUGUAUAACAUUAGAUUUAACGGUCUACUCAUACACGAUAGCGCUUCAAUUUGAUUUUAAUGCCUUUCCUUUUUUGUAAAUAAAAUAAUAACUGUAAAUAUGUACAUAACUAUUUUUAAUUAUACUUUUUAGAUAACAUAUAGAUAAACUUUACUUUGUAAUCUAUAGCAGUAAGUCUGUUGAAGAGCCACUCUGUAGAUACACUGUUAUUAAAUCAUUAUUAUUACUAUUAUUAUUUUGUUUAGAUUUUACGAGAAAAAUUUCUUCUAUAAAAUAACCAAUGCGGACUUUAACAAUGCGCCAGAUCUGGAAUUACUGUAAGUAAUAAGCUGCUUAUUUCGGCAACGUUGUUCUGUAGGCAUUUUCCCCGAUGUAUUCUAGAGCUGAUCUGGUUUAGCCAACUCAGCGUAAUAGUCACUAAAUAAACUAUCCACCUACGAACUAGCUAGAAUUACAUGAUCUGUGGUUUUAUAUAUGUUAACAACUUUUAUUUUGAUUGUUAUUGUUUAGAAGUUUGAUGGAAAAUUUCAUCACUGUCAUCGAACGUGGAGCAUUUCGCAAGCUCAGGUCUCUAAAAACAUUGUAAGUUAAAGAAAAAGGUCGAAAAUUUUUAGUAGUUUUCAUUCGAAAUUAUUAAGUGAUUCUUAAUUCUUCUUUUAAAGUCGUCUUUCACAGAACACAAUAACCAGCAUUCCACGAAAUAUUUUCAGUGAAAACCCUUCGCUUGAAGUUGUGUAAGUUCAAAACAUUAUAGAUAGAUUAGUAGUUGAAAGUAAAUAGUUGGCAGUCAUACACCCUUUUCAUAAAUGGCUGCCGAUUAAAAAUUCUUUUAUUUGCAUAUAAAUUGGCCCAACUAGCCUCGUACUCAUGUUAAGAUUUCAAAGGAAUUUCUACCCAGAAACGAGGCUAGUUGGGCCAAUUUAUAUGCACAUAAAAGAAUUUUUAAUCGGCAGCCAUUUAUGAAAAGGGUGUAUGCGACCUUGGUUAUAGCUGUUCUUAAUGCUUUCCCCACACUAUCUGCCUCGUUCCCAGGCGCUAAUAAAAAAUUUCAUGCGAGUCUCUAUAUGAAAUGUUUACAUGAAGUAGUGCAUCGCGACGAAGAAGCGCAGGGGUUUAUGGGCUUGAGGCAGCGAAAAUUGAGAAGCGCCUGGGAGAUCUUGUGCCAUUUCUUGCAAAAUUCGUCUGUUUCUUGCAAGUCUGUUUCUCGACAGUUUCAGGGGGUUUUUUCGCCAUUUUUUUUCAGAAAAUAACAUUUCAAAUUGUUAAUUCAAUUAAACAUGUGAUUACAGUCAGAUAAUAUUUGAUAUCAUUUGACCCUUUAAAUGAUUCCGAGAUGUCAACACUUGAAGAGGUCAACGAGGCUGUAGAAGAGUUUAUAUAAUAACUUUACAAGGUAUGGAAAAAUGACGUCCUUAUCACAAUGCGGAAUUUAUUUUAAAAAUCUACAGCUACAGGAAGUUUUUUAAACAAGGAAGCGAUGAAACUUUAUUUUGUAUUGCGUUACGAGCUUAUUUACAUGCAGUAUGUUUGAUUUUCACGAUGCAAGCGAUCGACAAUAUUCUGAAUAAUUCAAGUAAGGAUAGUUUUAAUUCUUUCUGGUGAUAUACAUGAAGGCAUUUAUAUUUAGAUCUGUUGUUUACUUGCUUUAUGUUCGACAGUUAUUAUACAAGAUUGGCCAGGCGCAAACCAGAACGCUCAUAUCCCAUUCCCCUUUGCACACCUAUAAUAUGACGCACUACUUCAUGUAAACCUUUUAUGUAGUGACUUGUGUGUGAAAUUGUUUUAUAGCGCCUGAGGGCGAGGCAGCCACACUAUCAUGUAUUCUAUUUAAGUUAAAACAUUGUUGGAACAACUCAUCAAUGACAUUUCAAUGGCACUCACUAAUGACUUUUUUCAAAAAAUGUCCCCGUAACAAUGUGUGACUGCCAAUUCUCACCAUGGCUAAUCCCAGUUAUCGUAUUACACCGGUGUUCCACAACUUUUCUAUUUCAUAUCUUUGGUUCAGUGCUUGUUGUGACGACAAAAAUACCACCGUUUGAUUCAGCGUAUAAAUAUCUCCUAAUUCCUAACAAUAGUUUUAGUCAAUGUCAGCAUUAUAGAGAUUUAUGGCCUUUGACAGUCAAGCGUGGAUCCUAAAUUAUCAAAUUAUGCAAUAUUACUCAAUAAAUAUAAACUAGGCAUACUUUUUGCCAAACAUAACUUCAGUCCCUUGGGUCGUAUCGUCUUCGUGAUAGUCUUGUCCGAAUCAACAACCCAAUUUGCAUCUUUUAUUACCGUAUUUCCAUUUCUGGUCCGACUGGGAGCUAAUCCCAACCAGAAAUACAAUUUCAAAACGUCAAAACAAUGCGAAGCUUGUAUUCUAUGACUCUGGAAAUGGCAGAAAUCGAUUCUAAAAGUCAAAGUGCACCUGCACGCUUGAUUUUCGAGGUAAUCCGGCUACGUGAGCUCCUUAAUAUUGGCCAAGUAUUGCGCGUGGCACGUGUGUGCGAGUAGUAAAACCCGAUAUAUUUCUACUCGCCGUAUUCAAACGAAACUUGCUAAAUGAAAGCACUUGAAUACAAAGAGUAUUUUAUACUCAUGUAUACACUUGGGGCGAAUAACGAAAAGUUUAGAAUAUAUUCAAGUUUUUUUCUCCAGAUGAAAUUGAGAAUUUUGGCCAAGCGGUGAGUAACUGUAGGAUCAUUGUUUUGGUUUGUGUAAUAUUUUGACGGCAUUUGACCCCCCGUUCGAAAGGUUAUUUUGUGAGGAUUUCAACGGUGGUUUUCGUUUAAAAGGGGGUAGAUACUCGCCGAGAUAUUUACAUUAGAAACAAUUGACUCGUAAUACUGUAAUACAAUAUAUGUCCAGAAAUAAAAAGAGACUGGUUUGGCUACUUGUAUCAUGUGACAAUAUGUUAUUGUUCGGCUCAAAUUACAGUCACUUGACGAGAUGAGUGCAUGCCACUAGUCGAAGCCAUAUAUACAUACUAUAAAUUUGCCUUCAAAAAAGCAGUUAUUUUCGGCAUGUUUUUUGUUUCGAUUUUUCGAGUCGAACAUGCAAUAACAAAAAUGCCUGGGUCAGAUUGUGCGUUUUGCAGUUGUUACACUAGCAGGAAAAGCAAAAUUUCGCUUUUCAAGAUCCCUGUAGUGUGCACAGCCGAUAGUGACCACACAAAAGCUUUGAAGACAAAGGCUCGUCAAUAAUGGAUUGCAUUAAUCGUCUUUAAUCCUAAGGACCAGAGAAAUGAAACUUGAACUUAACAAACUGAAACUUGAACAACAAAUUGAUGGCAACAACAUUCAUCUCUGCGAACUCCAUUUCAAACCAGAAUACUUUAAUAUUCGUAAGUAUCACUAAUCAUUAUAAAUUCGCGUUCAUGCUGUAUUUAAAUUUAUUAAAAUAUAAACAUAUUAUAAAAUAUAAAACAUAUUAAAAUAUUUAGUAUAUGUCAAUGCCGUGUAUAGAACCCCGUGCAGCUAUAAACCUACACGGUAUAUACGAAGCGGUCAGAUGACAUUGUCAUGUUAAAACUACUGUUUAAUAAACGAGCAGGAGUGUUUUAUUAGGUUUAAAGCCUUGAGCGCGCAGCGCGAGUGGCUUUAGACCUAAUAAAACACGACCUGCGAGUCUAAUUAGCAGUGUUUUAUCAGGUUUAAAGCCACUGCACGUGACAUAUUAUUAUUGACAUGAUUUGCCAAUAAGCUUAUGAAUUAUUAAUGAGUGUUUGAAGCGUAUAUUAUGAUUACGUUUUUUAUUUAUUUGUUUGCAUAACGUUCAUUUUUUACCCUAAAAGAAAGACUUUAAUUUCUGGAAAUGUUGUUAGUGAAAGUCUACCGACGAGAAGGUAUGAUGUUGUGAAAUCAGAGCGACAGAUAUUAUUAAGACGAAAUGAGGAUUUACUAACUAUAGUUGCAGCUCACCAGAAGAAACCCAUAAAGUUGUAAAACACCAAGCUUGGAAAGUGUUAUUGAGCAGGUGCAAGAUAUAGUAUUCCUUCUUGGAAAUUAGAUCAUUCUCCUGACAAUGAUGUUAAACUGGAACUCUAUGAUGAUCUGCAUAGCCUGCUUAUUAAAUAUACUGUACUGUGCUAAAUCAUUUCUCUCUGCAUGGAGUCCACCAUCGCCAUAUAUAUAAUUGGCCGAUCAAAAAGGAUCAUUCUAUUUAUAAGAAACUGAAACGUUCAGUGAUGUAUCAUUCCAUGUGUCAACUCAUUGUGUCAGGGUUUACUAGAUGAUAUUGAUUUGUACGUUGACAGUUAUUGUCGAUCCUAUUUAAAACGUAACAACGUCUGGUACUAUGUUACGCUACUCUGUUCCCAAAUCCCUAACAUCUGAGCAGACUCACAUCAAGACUUCAGUUAUUCUACGGUCAGUGGACUGUGAAUUAAUUUGUACUACUUUAGAGGAUCAGCAGUGCAAGCCACGUGGGACUGCAAACAUGGCUAUCAAGAAAGUAAGCAGAAGGAAAUCAAGAGCAUCGGAAGCCCCGGCAAAAGACAAGGCACCACUUGCAGCAUGUGGGCCUGCAAAACUGCAAAACUUCGAGCGACUAUAAGAAGUGACCAGCUGCAUUGUAAGCAGUCAGAAGAAAGACUUCAAAUGCUUCAAGAGAAAAUUGAAGCUGAUGAUGAUGAAAAUUGA